AUGUUUUUGUCCUACUCGCCCCAAGCUGCGCGCGCGUCCGAGCGCGAUCCGUCCAACCUGAAGCGCGAAGUCGCUUCUAAACUACUUUCGAAAGUACAACGUUGUACAGUACGACGGGCAGGUUAUGACGAAUAUCAAGGCACCAUCAACACCCCCAUCACCUUCGAAUCCUGCACCGGCUUUGUCAACGAGAACCUCAACUCCAUCCGCAUAGCCCAGGCGCUCGCGUACUCGAGCACGCUCAUCAGCAUUCUCAGCGCCGUGUACGAGUUCUUCGCCAAACGCGAGCUCCGCAAACAGGCGCGCGAGCGCGCAGAGAACGGCGACGACGCGCAAAUCACGCUCGACAUCGAAGCGGCUCCCGCGCAGAUUGCGUUGCUUCAGUUGGAAGUCGGGUCUCAGAAGAAAAACAUCGACGUCUUACACAGAACCGUCGACGUCGUGAAGAAAGCGGCUGAUGCCUCGAAACAAGCAUUUCAAAAGCAAGUGGACGAGAUCAAGCAGCUCCUCUUAUCAAGGAGACCAGCGCCUCCAACUUUGCCCGUGUAA
Messenger RNA from Micromonas pusilla CCMP1545, 549 nucleotides. RefSeq lists its product as uncharacterized. The record is from RefSeq and is a predicted model, not a curated record. NCBI's taxonomy places the organism in Eukaryota, Viridiplantae, Chlorophyta, Mamiellophyceae, Mamiellales, Mamiellaceae. The transcript is spliced from 2 exons. The coding region runs from base 1 to 549 and encodes 182 amino acids.